UGGCAGGACUCUUCAAACAAACAGAAAAAUUAUUCAGUGGGAGAAAAAGUGAACCAAAUUAAGAAUCAAAGAGAUAACAAUUAUAUGGGUAGGUAAUGACAAAAAAUGAACAAACAUUCACACAGUAACUAAUGCCUGUUCAAAUUGUAUAAUUUGAAGUGUCUCAAGCAAGCAAGAGACAAUAGAAUAAAUUUUAAAAAGAGCCAAGGAAGUUGUCUGCCCUCUUGUGGGAUACUUCUUCAUGUCUUUUUUUUUCUAUUCUUUUUUUUUCUGUGGUGAAGGACAAGUUAUAUAAGGUGCCUCACUGACUCCAGCCACUCCAGUUUGUCUCAGCACAGCUUCCAACACAGGCCUAUGGAAAAUGUCUUCCUUGCCUAUUGGUUACUUGACUAGAAAAGAAAUUAUCAGUGCUUGUCAUCGCUUACACAGUCCUCUGCUUAGUGAUGAGCAGAACAAGAAAACGUAUGGGGCAGGCAACAAUUUUCAUGGCCAAGGGCACAACUACGUUAUUGAGGUGACUCUCCGAGGACCCAUUGACAGAGCCACAGGAAUGGUAAUGAACAUCAAUGAUCUGAAAAUUUACAUGAAGAAGGCUAUAAUGGACACGAUUGACCACAAGAAUAUAGAUAAGGAUGUGCCAUACUUUAAGGAUGUUGUCAGCACUGCAGAGAAUGUAGCAGUGUUUAUUUGGGAUGGAAUAAAGGCUCAACUCGCUCAACCUGAAAUUUUAUAUGAAGUCAAGGUCCUUGAAACUGAGAGGAACAUAGUUCGCUUCCGUGGAGAGUUCACGAACUAAAGAACUACGAUUAAAGGAAUGUAAAGUUCAUCAUUUUAAAAAGUAUACCCUGCUUGUGUUAAUUAAAAGGCUAAGGAUGAAUAAAAAAAUUCCAGAGAGACAAAAA
Messenger RNA from Thrips palmi, 902 nucleotides. RefSeq names its product 6-pyruvoyl tetrahydrobiopterin synthase-like. Bases 362 to 796 code for a protein of 144 amino acids. The record is from RefSeq and is a predicted model, not a curated record. Gene Ontology annotation, cellular component: mitochondrion. The transcript has 4 exons. NCBI's taxonomy places the organism in Eukaryota, Metazoa, Arthropoda, Insecta, Thysanoptera, Thripidae.